CAAACUAGUUUUGUUAUCCGUGGCACCGGCACGUGGCAAGGUGCGAACCACCAUUCUAGUCUCACCCAGCUCUGGUCGCACCAUGGAGAAAGUUAUCACUGCUGAACAAAUUUCGAAUUGGUUCACCCCCACCUCGCCCACUUCUGGGAGCAGCAAACUUAUUGAAGACUCUGCAGGAAGAAAGAAUGAUGGGCCGUCGUUGAAAGAAAGCCCAGCUAAACCUCUUGACGAGGGCCACCUGAACUCCACUGGAGGAAAGGGCCAGAAACCAGAAGCUGCUAAAAGCAGCACGGCUCCUGGUCUCACCAGAAACAAACCCCCAGACCUGCCCAUAACCAAGAACCGACAAAAACUGAUUUCCCUCAUAGAAAGCAACUCUGUUGUGAUCGUUCGAGGAGCCACAGGCAGUGGCAAGACCACUCAGCUGCCACAGUACAUUCUGGACCACCACAAUGAAAAUAAUUCCACAUGCAACAUUGUGGUCACCCAACCACGAAAAAUCGGAGCUACCAGUAUUGCCCGAUGGGUUGCUACUCAGCGGAAGUGUACUCUGGGUAGUCUGGUGGGAUAUCAGGUCGGGCUGGAGAAGUUGGCCACUGAGCAUACCCGACUGAUCUACAUGACUACCGGAGUUCUGCUGCAAAAGCUGGUUUCAGCCAAGCGCCUCACAGAGUUCACCCACAUUUUUCUGGAUGAGGUUCACGAGCGCACAGAGGAGAUGGACUUUCUGCUGCUGGUUUUGAGAAAACUCCUUCAUGCCAACUCUCGUUAUGUCAAAAUAAUCCUCAUGUCAGCCACCAUUAACUGCAACGAGUUUGCAGACUACUUUGCCACACCAGUCUGUGGCAGAAUGAGUCCUGCCUACGUGUUUGAGGUGGAGGGGGCGCCGUACGCCAUAGAGGAGUUUUACCUGGAUGACAUCCACCACCUACAUUCUCACAACAUUAAGCCGCCUUAUCCAGAAGACCCUGUCAUCUCACCUGAGAUGUACAAUCUUGCCAUCAGACUGAUUGGAAACUUCGAUGAAAUGGAGAGAGAGAAUUACCGUGUGAGUAGCACCACAGAGAGAGAAGCUGGGAGGGUUUCAUCAGAGAGAGGCAGUGUUUUGGUUUUCCUCCCUGGGAUCCGGGAGAUCCAACACAUGCAGGAUGCUUUGACCAAGCUGGCUUUUAAAAGAUUUCAGGUGUGUUCCCUCCACUCAUCAUUAACUCUCGAGGAGCAGAACGGCGUUUUCCAUCCUCCUGUACCUGGAUGCAGGAAGGUGAUUCUUUCCACCAACAUUGCAGAGAGUUCUGUAACUGUUCCAGAUGUGAAAUACGUGAUCGACUUCUGCUUGGUCCGUCACUUAAUCUGUGACCCAGAUACUAAUUAUCAGUCUCUGCGUCUGACCUGGGCCUCCAAAAACAACUGCAACCAACGCAAGGGGAGGGCAGGCCGGGUGUCGAAGGGCUACUGUUACCGUCUUGUGACCAAAGCUUUCUGGGAAAACGAAAUCCCCGACUACAUGAUUCCCGAGAUGCUGCUUUCUCCUCUGGCUUCCAUCAUGUUAAAGGUGAAGCUUCUGGACAUGGGAGAUCCCCGCUCCCUCCUCUCCACAGCUCUCUCACCUCCCAACCUCAGAGACAUUGUUAAGACUGUCCUGCAACUCAAGGAGAUGGGUGCUUUAUCUGCAAAAAGUGAAGACAGAAAUCAGAGUCACGAUGGUGAUUUGACGUUCCUCGGACGAGUGCUGGCCAGCCUGCCUGUGGACCUGUACCUGGGGAAGUUGAUUAUCCUUGGUCAUGUCUUUGGCUGCCUCGAUGACUGUCUCAUCAUAGCUGCGUCCCACUCUCUGAAGAAUUUCCUCGCCUUUCCUGUCAUGCAUCAGUUUGAAGGCUACAGGAGCAAGAUGGCUUUCGCCCGUAACACACCGAGUGAUUCUGUCGCCCUUUUGAAUGCCUUCAAGGCGUGGUACACAUCCAAAAAGAAUGGACAGCUGAGACACCCAAAGGAUGAGCUGAAGUGGGGAAGUGAGAACUUUGUUCAAAUCAAGAUCAUCAGAGAGGUAGCAGAGCUGUAUGAGGAACUGAAGAAGCGUGUGGCUCUGUUCAACAUGCACACCUCAGAGGAGGAUGCGUCCAUGGACUCCACCAAAACUCACAAACAGAUGUUCAUUCUUCAGAUGGUCAUCGCUGGUGCCUACUACCCCAACUACUUUUUCCAGGGGGACAAUGAUGACCACAUGGCAUCUAAAGCACUGUGUGGCUUCAACCCGAGAACAACUGUGAUGCUGUGGAACCUCCCUCCGUACAGUUUCCUGUACUACAAACAGAUCCAGACUCUGUUCCGCUGCUGCGGACAGGUCAAGACCAUCUUCUUUGAGAGUUCCAGAGUGUAUGUGGAGUUCUACAGGACAUCCGAGGUUACAGGCGUACUGCCUGAAGUGUUUCUUGCCCUCCUCAUGGGCGUUCAAGGCUCUCCUGUGGAGCUUUCCGUCUACCCCUCUCAGGAGAUUGAAUCCUGUCCUCACAGUGGACCGAUCACUCACAUGAAGUUUUCACGGCUGAAAGCAGACAUCCAGAGCCAGUCUGUCAGCCCGCUGUGCACCAGCCUGGACACAAGCAAGAUGCCUCCCAGUCGCUUCUUUGCUGUGAACAUCACAGAGGUGGUGGAUGUGGGGCAUUUCUGGGGGUUCCCAGCAGAUGAAGCCAGCUUGAAAAAGCAGCAUCUUCUGACAGGAGAGAUUAACAAGCGCACCCUGAACCCCGUGGCUGUGUCUCUGUACCCGAACCUGCUGUGUCUGGCGCCGUAUGCCGAAAACCAACAGAGUUUCUAUUACCGAGCCAAGAUCCUGCAUUUGUGUGGAACCAAUGUGGAGGUGAUCUAUCUGGACUUUGGCAACACAGCAGUUGUGUCCAGCAGCAGCCUGAGAGAACUUCCUUCGGACCUGUUGUCUCAGCCUUUCCAGGCUCAGGAGUUCCAGAUUGCUGAAAUGCGUCCAUCGGCUUCGUCCCUCAUCCUGGGGAACCAGUGGAGCAGCAGUGCCCGAAACCGCUUCAUCGUCCUGGUGAAGGACCAGUCGGUCGUCGUGUCUCUCUACUCCAUCCUCUAUGACGUGAUGCGGGUGGAGCUGUUCAUCACCUCAGAGUCAACAAAGACCAGCGUGUUGGACAUAUUGGUGAAGGAGGGACACGCUGUGAAGGCAGAGGAGAGCUUUGAUUCUCAGCAAAGUCACGAGACAUUGAUGACACUGUACAAGGACAUGGAGAAAGGAGCACAUGUUCCCAUGUCUGGCAACAAUUUCUGGAAAAGGCGCAAGAGCGAGGAGGAGGAGCUUAUCAACAGUCUGUUUGAUCACUUUUCCAAGCGCCCUGAGCUCCCCAGGAUGAAGGUUCAUCUGAAAGGACCAUCAAGUUCUUACAAGGCCAGCUUCCACAGCUUGAGUCAGAAAAACCGCUACAGGACCGUGUCUUUAGAGAAGACCAGCAUCAACUCUAUGGCAAUGAAUGAAAACCCACAUCACAAACAUCAGAGGAUGCUGGUAGCAGGCCUGGUGUCGGUCAACUCCAUUGGUACCCGCGUGAUGCUGAGGCACACCACCCUUCUGCCUGACAUUCCUGGACUACCUGGACUGGUGACGAUGCUUUUCACUCCCAUCAUGGAGCUACGCACCAAUGAUGAAAGGACCUGUUACUCUGGCGCCCUCUGUGGGCUGGGCUUCAACAGCCAAACACAGGAAGCCAUCCUACCGGAUAAUGACAUCGAGCUGGCCUUCGACGUCAGGUUUGAUGUGGAGGACCUCACUGAGAUCAAUGCUUUGCGAGUGGCGAUUAAUCGCCUGACCAGCCCGCUGCACCUGGAGCCUGACAAGAUCAGUCAGCUGCAGGAGGACUGCCAGGACCGCCUCACAGGGCUGUUCAUGAGGUCUCCUCCGAGAGAAGCUGUCAGUCCACUCUACUAUAGGAACACAGGACAGUGGAACCAGGUUGACCCUUCUCUGAAUAUGGACGUUACUGAACCAGGAGGGGGGAACGCCUCAAGACCUCUCUUCCAGCUGCAUCCGGUCACUCUUCUGAACAACUAAAGGCACUGUAGUUCUCACAGCAGCACUAAAGUGAAGCUGGUUCUGUUUUCUUUUAAAAAGAUUAUGCAUUCAGCAUUGUUUUAAAUGAGGCGUUAAGCACAGUGAAGUCCUGUGUGCUUUUGUUUUAACACAAGUUUUGUGAAUCUUUUUUUUUUUAGUUCAUUCUGUCUGUUGAAUGAGUGUUUGAGUUGUGAUCCAUUAAAAAUAGUUUCCUGCAACA
Nothobranchius furzeri (turquoise killifish) is the source of this 4283-nucleotide messenger RNA. It is a transcript of the gene tdrd9, whose product is annotated as tudor domain containing 9. Gene Ontology annotation, molecular function: helicase activity; ATP binding; RNA binding. The record is from RefSeq and is a predicted model, not a curated record. Gene Ontology annotation, cellular component: intracellular anatomical structure. Lineage: Eukaryota; Metazoa; Chordata; Actinopteri; Cyprinodontiformes; Nothobranchiidae.